Molecule: messenger RNA, 1639 nt
Organism: Enhydra lutris kenyoni (northern sea otter)
Lineage: Eukaryota; Metazoa; Chordata; Mammalia; Carnivora; Mustelidae
Product: 5-hydroxytryptamine receptor 1D
Exons: 1
Coding region: 386-1516 (376 amino acids)
Biological process (GO): smooth muscle contraction; regulation of locomotion; adenylate cyclase-activating adrenergic receptor signaling pathway
Cellular component (GO): plasma membrane
Molecular function (GO): G protein-coupled serotonin receptor activity
Source: RefSeq, a predicted model, not a curated record
CUCAUUAAACACAUUUAUCCCUCAAGGUUUGGAAGGAGCCCAAAUGCCAAAAGUGAGAAUCCCAAAGCACUGUCCACAUUAGUGUGAGCUCCUGAUAAAUGUCUAACAAAUUCAGCAUGUGUCCUCUGGGCUUGAAGAGUUGCUGGGCGAAGUUCCAGAAUAGUGAGACGUCUUGGGAUUUAUCCGGUUUAGGAAAGACCUUUAAUUACCAGCUGUCACCUCACUGUUCUUCAAAUAGUCAAGUCUUGAGGUCUUUUCACUGUGGGCCAAACUGAUGGAGGGCCCCCACCAGUGUGAAGCAGAAGGAUGACCUUGUCCCAUAGGCAAGACAACUGUGAAGGGAGCUGUGUGUGUCCAAGUCUGCGAGAAGAGAGAGCCACCUAGAAUGUCCCCGCCAAACCAGUCCCUGGAAGGCCUUCUCCAGGAGGCCUCCAAUAGAUCCCUGAAUGCUACGGAAACCCCAGAGGCUUGGGGUCCAGGGACACUCCGGGCCCUCAAGAUCUCCCUUGCUCUGCUCCUUUCCAUCAUCACAGUGGCCACAGCCCUCUCCAACGCCUUUGUUCUUACCACCAUCUUCCUCACCAGGAAGCUCCAUACCCCAGCCAACUAUCUCAUCGGCUCCCUGGCCAUGACUGACCUCUUAGUCUCCAUCUUGGUCAUGCCCAUCAGCAUCGCCUAUACCACCACUCGCACCUGGAGUUUUGGCCAAAUCCUGUGUGACAUCUGGCUGUCUUCCGACAUCACGUGCUGCACGGCCUCCAUCCUGCAUCUCUGUGUCAUUGCUCUGGACAGGUACUGGGCCAUCACGGAUGCCCUGGAGUACAGUAAACGCCGCACAGCCGGCCGGGCGGCCGCCAUGAUCGCCACCGUCUGGGUCAUCUCCAUCUGCAUCUCCAUCCCGCCACUCUUCUGGCGGCAGGCCAAAGCUCACGAAGAGAUGUCGGACUGCCUGGUGAACACGUCUCAGAUCUCCUACACCAUCUACUCCACUUGCGGGGCCUUCUACAUCCCGUCUGUGCUGCUCAUCAUCCUCUACGGCCGCAUCUACGUGGCCGCCCGGAACCGCAUCCUGAACCCGCCUUCGCUCUACGGGAAGCGCUUCACCACUGCCCAACUCAUCGCCGGCUCUGCGGGGUCCUCGCUCUGCUCCCUCAGCCCCAGCCUCCACGAGGGGCACACCCACACAGCCGGCUCCGCUCUCUUCUUCAACCAUGUGAAAAUCAAGCUGGCCGAUAGUGUCCUGGAGCGCAAGAGGAUCUCCGCGGCUCGAGAAAGGAAAGCCACGAAGACGCUGGGGAUCAUCCUGGGGGCCUUUAUCAUCUGCUGGCUACCCUUCUUUGUCGCAUCUCUGGUCCUCCCCAUCUGCCGGGACUCCUGCUGGCUCCACCCCGCCGUCUUUGACUUCUUCACCUGGCUUGGCUAUCUCAACUCCCUCAUCAAUCCCAUAAUAUACACUGUGUUUAACGAGGAGUUCCGGCAAGCCUUUCAGAAAGUUGUCCAUUUCCGGAAAACCUAGUCUUAUUUGCGGGUGACUCUUGUGAUCUGUUGCAUCCUGUAACCCACUGGAAUUGUCUUGUUUAUUUUUCCUGAGAUUUGGGUCCAUCCUGAUAUGUUGGGUUUGGGUUCGACCAAUAGAAUU